Boeremia exigua is the source of this 1026-nucleotide messenger RNA. RefSeq names its product NADPH:quinone reductase-like protein. The transcript has 2 exons. Bases 1 to 1026 code for a protein of 341 amino acids. Lineage: Eukaryota; Fungi; Ascomycota; Dothideomycetes; Pleosporales; Didymellaceae. Gene Ontology annotation, cellular component: mitochondrion. The record is from RefSeq and is a predicted model, not a curated record. Gene Ontology annotation, molecular function: oxidoreductase activity.
AUGACCACAGACCUUCCUCCAACGAUGCGCGCCUGGCAAUGGAGCACCUGCACCACCACCCUCGAAUCUGCAAUAACCCUCAACACUGCUGCGUCUCUCCCCUCUCGUCCCCUGACCGCAGGCGAAUGCCUCAUAAAAGUGCACUUCGCAUCGCUGAACCCUGUGGACUACAAGCUCGCCGAGCUACCUCUCGUAGGCCGUCUCGCAAUUCCCAAGCCCGCAACGCCCGGCCUCGAUUUCGCAGGCACCAUCGCUGUUGCUGGUCCCUCAUCCUCACUGAAAGUCGGACAGCGCGUGUUCGGCAAGCUGGAGCCGAAACAGCAAUUUGGAACGCUUGGGGAGUACAUCAUCGGCUCUGCAGCAGGGACCGUGCCGCUGCCCGAUGGAAUUUCGUAUGAGGAGGGCGCAACGCUGGGGGUUUGCGGGCUGGUGACUUAUCAGUGUCUUCUUGCAAAUGUCAAGAAAGGCGACUGUGUGUUCAUCAAUGGGGGGAGUGGGGGCACGGGGACGUUUGCGGUGCAGAUUGCCAAGGCUUUUGGAUGUGAAGUCGUCACGACGUGCUCUGGCGCGAAUGUGCAGCUGUGCAAAGACUUGGGUGCAGACGAGGUGAUUGAUUAUCGCACGCAAAGCGUAACAGCUACGUUGGUGAAGAGUGGGAAGCAGUUUGAUUUUGUGCUUGAUAACGUUGGUGAGCCAGCGGAGCUAUACUGGAAGGCACCAUGUUUUACCAAGUCACGUACAAAAUACGUCCAAAUUGGCUCGCAGGUCAGUUUAGGGUUCAUAUACGACCUGGCGUUCAGGUUUGCUGUACCUGAAUCGCUCGGAGGUGGACAACGGCCCUUCUCCUUUGCCUUUGCAUCGACAAAUUUCAAGGACUACCAAAGUCUUGCUGAUCUUGUAGUGGGGGGCAAAGUUAAGCCCGUAAUGGAUGAUGUGUUCCAGUUCGAAAAAGUGCAAGAGGCGUACAAGAAGUUAAGAACGGGAAGGGCGAAAGGCAAAAUCGUUGUAAGAGUCAUUCGGGGCUGA